UUUGGUUGGCAAUCCUGAAGUGGUUUGUUUACGUCUCUCAGCUGAUCUUGCCUUUCCUCGUGGAUGUAUUGCAAAUAUUAAGCAUUUUUUAUACUGCAAGAAACACUACUGCGCAUAGUGAUCGCCCAGAGGGAAUGGCGGCCUUGUAUCGGCGGCUGCUGUUGUUGCCACGCACUGUCUCCCUCUGCGUCGAUCUAAGCACUAGGAUUUCUACCUUCCCCGUGCCCAGAGCGGUGUACACGUGCCCAGCCUCCGUACCCAGGCCUCCCUCCGUGUCCUUAUCCCGAGUACAGUGGUUCUCCGCCAAAAGAAAGAUGGCCGCCGUCAAGCUGAGCGAAGCAGAACGGGCGGCGCAGUUGAAGCCCCUCCUGGACGCUGGCUGGCAGAUGGUGGAGAAUAGGGACGCCAUCAAAAGGACGUUCAUGUUCCAGAAUUUCAAUCAGGCGUGGAGCUUCAUGAGCCAGGUGGCGCUGGCGGGCGAGAAGAUGGAUCACCACCCGGAGUGGUUCAACGUUUACAACAAGGUGGAGAUCACUUGGGCCACGCACGACUGUGGGGGCCUCUCCGCCAGAGACAUCAAGAUGGCUACGUUCUGCGACAAUGCCGCCAAACUCUUCGCCAAGUGAGAUAACGGAAACACAAAGGCCCAACUCCGAGCGGAUUUAUCGCAAGUCUCGAGGCCGAGCUGAAGCUCAGAGGACCACGGAAACGUUGCUGAUGCUUUAAUUUCGACGUUAACGUUUCUUAUGUUUUGUUAUAUAUGAGAAUAUAAUUACAAACAGCAA
Messenger RNA from Penaeus monodon (black tiger shrimp), 785 nucleotides. RefSeq names its product pterin-4-alpha-carbinolamine dehydratase-like (gene Pcd). Bases 135 to 626 code for a protein of 163 amino acids. The record is from RefSeq and is a predicted model, not a curated record. NCBI's taxonomy places the organism in Eukaryota, Metazoa, Arthropoda, Malacostraca, Decapoda, Penaeidae. Gene Ontology annotation, biological process: tetrahydrobiopterin biosynthetic process. The transcript has 4 exons. Gene Ontology annotation, molecular function: 4-alpha-hydroxytetrahydrobiopterin dehydratase activity.